Priapulus caudatus is the source of this 476-nucleotide messenger RNA. RefSeq names its product organic cation transporter protein-like. The transcript has 3 exons. The record is from RefSeq and is a predicted model, not a curated record. NCBI's taxonomy places the organism in Eukaryota, Metazoa, Priapulida, Priapulimorpha, Priapulimorphida, Priapulidae. The annotation marks the transcript as partial.
AUGGUAGACUAUGACGAGGCAAUCAAGUAUCUAGGAGACUUUGGGAAGUACCAGAGGCGUAUCUAUUUCGCGCUGCUACUGGCCGCUGUAACGAAUGGACUGCACAGCCUGGCGUAUGUCUUCCUCGCCGCCAUACCCGAACACAGGUGUUACAUACCUGGACUUGACUCAUCCGACCCGCAGUACGAUGACAUCGACUUCAACGGCACCCUUCCGUACGACGACAAGCGUGGCGAGUACAGCAAGUGCACUUACUACGCGCGAAACUACAGCAACAGUUGGACGUCGGGCGAGGUCGGGCAGUGGGAGGAAGUGACGUGCGAUCGCUGGGUGUACGACACGUCACAAUACAAGUCGACAGUGACGAUGGAUUGGGACUUGGUUUGCGACCGUUCGAGUCUUCAAGCUCUUGGCAACUCCUUGCUCGCAGUCGGUGUCGGUACAGGAUCCGUAGUAUUUGGAGACCUAUCCGACAG